This is a messenger RNA of Loa loa (African eye worm), 5504 nucleotides long. Its product is annotated as zinc finger protein. The record is from RefSeq and is a predicted model, not a curated record. The transcript has 31 exons. Gene Ontology annotation, cellular component: nucleus. Gene Ontology annotation, biological process: regulation of transcription by RNA polymerase II. Gene Ontology annotation, molecular function: RNA polymerase II transcription regulatory region sequence-specific DNA binding; protein binding; DNA-binding transcription factor activity, RNA polymerase II-specific. NCBI's taxonomy places the organism in Eukaryota, Metazoa, Nematoda, Chromadorea, Rhabditida, Onchocercidae. Bases 1 to 5151 code for a protein of 1716 amino acids.
AUGUUUUUAGGUAUAUUAGGGGCAAGUGAUUCGGUAAUAACGGAUCAGCGAACUUAUUUGCUUGGUAAUACCAUUAAUAGUAGAAGCAGUAGCAAUGGCAGCGGAAGACAAAUAGAUACAAUGAAUAUGUCAAAAAAUUAUGGUGCCUGCUCAGGAAAUAGCUACCAAUCGCAGCAGCAUUAUGUUCCUGUGCGGUCAUCAUUCAGAUCGCCAAGUACAACUGAACGAAAGUCAAAUCGUUCAUCGUCCAAAAAGGAACCAAUGGAUCCAAAGAAUGUUGAAGAAGAAGUGGCUAGAAAUGUUUCACAGAUUCUGAGUGCAUCACUGAAUCAGAAAUCACUAUCAUCAGGUUUCACGUCAACAACAGGAGCAUCGGGUGCAAAUGGGCAAUCGUCCAUCAGCACUACUGGUGCUUCAGUCACUUCGACAACAACAGCUAAGAAAUCAUUUACUUGCGUUGAUUGUCAUAAAACUGUAAGCACUUCUCGCAAUUUACAACGUCAUCGAAUGUCCUGUAAAUUAGCUCAGGCGUCAUCAAACCCUGGGAAAUCGCUGACAACUGCCGCUGGACAGCUUCAAGCAACCGUUAUCACCAUGCCUCUAAACUCCGCACAAAUUAAUGGAUUAUCAAGCGCGUAUUCGGCUGAUCAAAGAAGUAUGAACAGUGCAACUGCGAAUUCGAUCUCAACGACGAACGUUGUUUCUGUGUCUUGUAAUAAUAAUUUAAUUACAUCACUUGCUGAUACUGAUAAUGUAUCAUCAGUGAACAAUCUACGAACUACACAGAUUUAUAGCACUCCGUCGGAGAUGAUUGCUUCUGAUGAAAGGUUGAGACCUGUCUGCGAAGAAUCAUACCUGGAUAAAGCAGUAGCAGAGAUGACACGAAAUGGUGAUUUGAAUACAGCAACUGCUGGAAGAUUGGCUUCAAGCUUGUUAGAUGAAGACGACCAUAGUUUUUCAACGAUAUCCUUGCCAGCCGCUACAACCGCAGUGGAUAAUUCUCAUCCGUUUCAGUCGCCUGUUCAAAUGAACAAUGAACCAGUUAAUCAUCCUACUUUUACCCAACAGUCAGCGCAAAUCAAAAGACCAGGCACUUCAACGCAAUUGUACCGAUGCGAAUCAUGCAACAAAACGGUUAGUUCAAGCAGAAGUUUAAAGAGACAUCGGAGCACCUGUAAACAGUACCAACUUGAAUAUGGACAGCUGAGAAAAAAAGCAGCUGAUAAUAUGAGUCCUACAACAGAUUCUAGAAGUAAACCAAUUCUGUUAAAUUCGUCGGUAACUGCAUUACCAUCCGCACAGGAACAGCCGUUGUUGCAGCGACAGUCCCUUGCCUGUAUUGUUACCGAAUUACCUGUUGUUAGUGGUGUUAUUUCGUCUACUUCCUGUAGUGCGCCGACUCAAUCAGAAGUUGAGGUCACCAGUGUGGAAAGUGGUAUAGUACAGAAUCUAACAAGUAGUGAUGGUACAGCAGUUCCUGGCACAUCAGUCAGUGCAAAUGUUUGUGAGGAUUGUAACCGAAUUUUAUGUAGCGCAUCGAAUCUGAAACGGCAUCGCGCGACUUGUAAAAUGGCUUCCAUGUUGAAAUCCGGGAGUACUAAACUUCGGGAUCAACAUUCAGCCGCUGUUCUUGCGACUUCACUAAGCACUACAGUAGCGCAACAAAGCAACGAUCAAGUUGACGAACGUGAACAUGCAAUCCUUGAUCGUUCAUGUGCUGCAUCGCUUGUUGCACCGAAAGAGGCAAUGCCACGAAGUGUUCUUGUAGCCGCAGGAACCGUCGACACUGCCACUUAUUCCAACGCAUCCACAAAUGCAACACACCAACGGUCGGGCAGUGAUGCAUCGCUUACUUAUAUCACAUAUGAUACUGUUAAUGUAACGCCACUGCAGCAGCAACAACAGAUAACAACUGCAGUGCAGCCAGUUUCUCAGUUAGAGUCGUUGAAACUCGGAGCUGCCAAAGCUAAACCAUGGAUAACUGUUGGUGAACAUUUGCGAGCACGACAUAAUCAACGUAUCAUCCAACAACGACAACAACAACGCGAAUCAGUCACACCUUCUGUGCCGGAAACAUUGGGUACUUAUGGAAAAGCAGUGACAGUGCCGCUUCCUUAUACUGAUGACAAUGUUUCAGCUCGAUUACGGCAGCAAAUUCCGGGCUCUGUGCUGAUGUACAGUGAUAAUAGUGUCGGUAGUGGCGACCAAUCUUCGAAUCAGCUAGGCUUGAAGCAUAACACUCCAAAGCAGCUGUCUUAUUAUACAAGAGUGCAUUAUGAUGGUGAUAGUGGCAUUAUCACUUGUGGUACUUACGAUCAACAACAAAGGCGAAAUAGUUUUAAAAUGGAAGAACCGUUACUAAGUCCGCAAAAUACAUCUGCACGUGCCUCGGCACCACCAAUUCUAACAACCACUACUCCAACCAAUUAUUCUGGUACGACACAAGCACAGUUACCAAAAAAUGAGAAAUGUGAAGCUCGGCCAUUGGCAAGUAUUAUCACCACUGCACCACUCUCCACGUCAUGCUCUGCAACUGAUUCAAAUCAGUCCCAAAACCAGCAGAGCACGAACUCUGCACUGUUCACUACACCUGUGGUAUAUGGCACCAUGCAGCCACAACAACCACCGCCAUCAACUUCAUCGACAGUAUUGUAUCGGAACAAUGAAAACAUGUCGUCUGUUACUGAUAAUUAUCGUUAUGAAUGUCCUGAAUGCCAAAAAACUUAUUCAUGUCGAAAAAACGUCAAACGACAUCGUAUAGCGGUCCAUAAAUUAACACCUGAAGAAGUGGCCAAGAUUGAGCCCAUACGAGUGCUACUCACAAAUGAUAGUGAACAAAAGCAGCAACGACUGCAGCAACGACAGCGACAACUGCGAUUACUUCAAACUACCGAAAUAAAGGGUGUCAAGAGUCCAAAACUGUCUGUUGAAAAAUCGGAUAUGCAGGAGCAACAGCACCAUUCUUCCGAUUUUGGAAACUGUACAAAUCAGUCUAUGCCAAAUGUUGUGCUGUCGGAGCAAAUGCAUCUUCAAAUAGAACAACGGCAGCAGCAACUUCAUCAGCGUCAACUGCAAUCACAGCUACAACUGCAGCAGACACAGCUUCAGGAACAGCAGCAGAUUAUAUCAGGAUCUGAUCAUUGUAGAGAUUCUGCUGCAGUAACAUCAGUAAUACCUGUAAGCACCAGCUGGACAUCUUGCAUUACAGCUGUGCCGCCGUCAGCAUCACGAAGUAUUGGUGCAUAUCGGUUGAGCGGCGAAGAGGAUGUACAGCUAGCUGAAAUUGAGGAGGAUCUAAAGCGAUCCGCGGAAUACAAAUUGACGGAAGCAGACAGUGAAUCAGAUAACAGAAGACCCGUGGCUGAAUUAGCAGAGGCUGAUACAACUUUUCAUGAAGAAUAUGAAGACAAUAUUGGAAGAUUACACCCAUCACAUCCGCCAUCGCUGUCAUCGAAUGGCGGAGUUGUUUCACCGCCAUCAAAUCCUCCUUCAAACAGUUCCGUUUCAUCAAACUAUCCCAUCACGAGUCCUAUGGCCCCUCAGGUGUCUUCAGUUAUACCGGAAAAUGGUGGUUUUGCGGCACAAUUACCGCCCAUUAAAGCACCACCUCCUUUGUCACCAUCUCAUUCUUCGCAGCAAAUGGCCGUGGUGCAGAAUCGGGGAAUGUACCAUCAAUCGCAACCGCGCAUCUCAUCAAAUUCCAGUCAAACGUCAAAUCCAGUAUCGAUGGGUGGUAAUACUAUGUUUACAAAACCAGCAAAUGUUGUUCGUUUGCAAUAUCUCUCCUCUACAAGGCCUCCCUCAGUGCGAAAUUAUUUCCAUUCAUCACCAAAGCAAAAGCAACAUAUCUGCGUCGAUUGUAAUAGGGCGCUUUCAUCAGACUAUUCCCUUAAGCGACAUCGUUCGACGUGUGUUGAAGCGAAGGCAGCGGCUGCAGCAAAAGCGGUGGAUAUCGCAACUGCUGGUGCAGACAUGCGCAAUGAUGAAUGUGCAAAAAUACUACCAGAGCAUUAUAGCGACUCCUGCAGUUCGAGGUCAUCUUCCAUGCUUUCGAACGAACCGACAGUGAAAGAAUCUUCGUGCAUAAAUGUAUCAUCUUACGGUUCGAACGAUUCAGAACCACGAGUGUCGCAACAGCUUACGCCGGUAUCUGCAAAAAAUACAGAUGUAAUGUUGCCUCAGACAUAUUGUUAUGACGAGGAUGCGGAUAAUGGCGUGUUGUGUCGUGUCUGUGAUUGCUGGUUACCUGGGCAGCGGGAAUUUGAUCGCCACUGCGAUGAAUUACAUCCAGUUGCUGCUGAUCCAGAUAGUACAACCGUACCACAAACGUUUGAACAGACUUCAUUAGCGUCCGGAUCAAUAAUGUUGAGCACAGCGAUUUCAUCAGAAGUGAGUUUGAAUCCGUCGGGUCCGUACUCUGUUGCUGCUACAAACCGAAAGCGAGUGUCUUCUGAUCCUCUUGAAUCCGGGAGCUAUUUCAGCACUAAAAGUGGGCGGCAUUUAUGUCAGACAUGCGGCAAAUAUUAUUCAUCAGAAUGGAAUUUGGAAAGACAUCGACGAGAAAGUUGUCCAUCUCAUAUGAAACGAUUAAAAAGUAUUACUGAUGAGAGAACAAGGUUGGCAAAAUUGGAACCAGUGGACUUGUUGCAAUUUCAGACUACUGUAAAUACCAGAUGGGUGGAUGAUUGUGCUUUGAUUGUUGGCGAAUCUCGAAUUGGUGUCCCAAGAGCGAUGCUUUCAAGAGCUUCAACAUAUUUCUCAUCUUUGUUUCAAUAUUAUGAAAACCACAGUGAUGUUCCACUGCCGGUCCCAGUUGAUCCCAUCGCAUUUCAUCAAGCUAUGGAAGCAUUUAAGGGUCGAUUACAACUUGACGGUAAAAAUAUUGACUGCAUAUUAUUUAUGGCUGAUAAAUUCAAAAUUAAACCUCUUUAUGAUCGAUGUGAACGUUUUAUCGCCGAAAAAUUGCCUUCAUCAUCAGUGAUGCAUGCAAUCCGGCUAGCAGAGCAAUAUCGAAUGUGUGAAAUAAAGCAAGCGCUGUUCGAUUCGAUUUCUAUAGAUGUAUUUCGUAGUCUUGCAGCGGAUGAAGAUUAUCGACAGAUGGGUGCAGAACUGAAAGCUGAACUUUUGGAAAAAUGGGGUACAUUCUUGUGAGCAUCUAAAAGUUCCUGUUUCAUUUUAUGAUUGUCUCAGGUUUGGCACCAUGUACAGUUGCUUUAUCAUCAUUUUUAUAAAGUUGUUUUGUUUGUAGGCCUUUCCAUUCUCUACCCUUCUCCCCAAGUAUUGAUGAUGUUUUUGCAUCAUGUACAAUUGCCCAAAGUUUUUUUUUCAAGUUCGAAGAUCCAUUUUUAGGAUAUCUUACAUUUUUGAGGUAAUUCUGUCGUGCAAAAACACGAAUAUGAGGAUUAUGUGAACUUCGGAGUAUGUUUAAUUAAAACUGUGGAAUACUAUGCAGUGAUGUGUAUCUGCGCUGUACAAAUUUUGCUUUUGCCCGGACGAUCUUUUUG